Messenger RNA from Pedinophyceae sp. YPF-701, 1458 nucleotides. NCBI's taxonomy places the organism in Eukaryota, Viridiplantae, Chlorophyta, Pedinophyceae. The record is from the annotation of a GenBank genome assembly.
AUGCACCAGCACACUCUGUCGAGCUCAACCAUCGCCGUAGAGCCCGCGUCUCUCGACGCGGGCCCCGUGGAUGCCCGCAUGAUGCUCUCCGGCCGCGCGCGCUCCCACCUAGGGAAGAUUCUGAGCACGCACGCGUCCGUGCGGCAGUUCGAGCAGUCCUUCCCCUCCUUCAAGCGCGAGGAGGUGAUCGAGGAGCAGGACGACGACGAGGACAGGCGCGCGUCUAUCGACGCGCCCGAGGACCUCGUGAAACGUCAUGCCGAGCUGGCGAGCCUGGCCCAGAUGCCGAAACGGCUCACGCGAAGCCCGCUCGUGCGUCCCGACCGGCGGAACCUCACACCACUCAACCAAGCUACCGGGACGUCGCCCACCGGCAAGGCCGCAUCCGGUGGCAACGUCGCGAGCGAGCCACCAAGCAGCGUGCUGGCGGCGCAGAGCUCGCCCGACGCCCUCACGGGCGUGCGCACCUACGACAAGAACUGGGACCCGUUCAAGAAUGCAGCCGGGCUCACGGGCGUCCUCGUCAGCGAAGCGUCGCUCGCCGCCGACGACGCCGAACGUUUCAGCAACGCUGCCAAGUACGCCUUGAGGCUCGCCGAGGCCGACCCCGCGCACGACCCCGAGCGCAAGAAGGCGUCCCUCGAGUUCGCGAUGGACCUCGCGCGCGAGGCGGAGCGCUACAGCACCACCGUGAAGAGCACCCUGAUGGCCGUUGCCGAGGACGCGCCCUACCUGGGCCCCAUUCGCGGCCGAGCGAAGGUGGCGAAGAAGAGGAGCGUCAGCGCGGCGGACGACGCGCUCGCGGCGCGCGUGAAGGCCGCGGAGAUGCUCGAGCGGCUGUCGUGCAACGAGGGCUGCGAGGGCUCGGCGCGGGGGGAGGAGGUGCGUCCGCUGCCGCGGAAAGCGCAGUCGCAGCAGGCGCCGUGGCGGUCGCCGUCGAGGGUCGGGGCGUUCGGCGCGAGGCCGCCGGGGACGCCGGACGCGCGCGCGGUGCGCCGGGCGUUCUCGCAGCGGCCCGCGGGCGCGGGCCACCGCCGCGCAGCGUCGUCGAUGUCAGGUCUGCCUGACCUGAGUCAGGCCGCGCUGGAGCUCCCGCCGGGCAUGCUUCCAGAGAAGAAGAGCGCGUCCAGCAAGUACGCGCUCACACCGACGCCGCGGGAGGCGCAGGGCGGCGUCACGGGGCGCUUUGGGCUGCAGCGUCAGCGCUCGACAUCCGACCCGGUGGGGCUCGCGGCGAGCGCGCCGGGGUACGGCGGGGCGGCUGCCGCGGUGCGGCAGGCGAUGGCGCGGAUGCACGGCGGCAGCGGGCACAUGUUCUUGCCUGCGGUUCGGGAGCGCGGUGCCAGCGUGAUUCAAGAGAGGAAGGUGCACCGGUACGACGACGCGAACAGGACGGACACCAUCCCGCGGCUCGCGUACACGCACUCGCACGACCGCGCGCGCGCCGCGCGGAGCUGA